Messenger RNA from Callorhinchus milii (elephant shark), 4421 nucleotides. RefSeq names its product UDP glycosyltransferase 8 (gene ugt8). Bases 417 to 2045 code for a protein of 542 amino acids. The record is from RefSeq and is a predicted model, not a curated record. The transcript is spliced from 7 exons. Gene Ontology annotation, molecular function: UDP-glycosyltransferase activity. NCBI's taxonomy places the organism in Eukaryota, Metazoa, Chordata, Chondrichthyes, Chimaeriformes, Callorhinchidae.
AGUGUGUGAGAGAGUGAGUGAGUGGAGAGAGAGAGAGUGAGUGACAAGGGACUGAGUGACAGAAUCCCCUGUGGCGACAGACACCAAUCCCCGGAGAGAGAGGGAGAGAGACAGAGAGGGAGAGAGAGAGAGAGAGAGAGCGGGUAAGAGAGACACAGCCCCGGAGAGGAUCAGGAAGAACACAAAAAUCGAUCCCAUCUGUUAUUCCUGACGAGCACUAAUUUGGCUGGUUUCAGCCAGGAUUGUGGUUACUGUCCUGUGAAGAUCCUCCCACCAUUACUGAAAGCAGAUGUCUGCAGAUAGUUGAUGAGAAAACUCUGAGGCUUGGGACGACAGCUGCUGCAAGGCACUACUUGGAGUCAAGGUUUGGGAAUGCACCAUCAUAUAUCCAGGGCUUAGUAUCCACCUUGAUUAGUAUGCAGAGAGCCAUGAAAUUAUACUUCCAAAUCCUCACACUACUUUGGUGCUCUGUGGAAAUAUCAAAGGCAGCCAAAAUUGUAGUUGUGCCCCCGAUUAUGUUUGAAAGCCAUCUCUACAUUUUCAAGACCUUGGCUAAGGCCUUGCAUGAGCAGGGGCACGAGACUGUGUUUGCAGUAUCAGAAGGCAGAGAAAUACCUUCUUCAGAUUACUUUAGGCUGCUGAGGUAUCCUGGCUUCUUCAAUAGCACAACGGCGGAUGAAUUUCUGCAGUCCAAGAUGAGGAAUAUUUUCUCAGGAAGACUAACGGCACUGGAGCUUUUUGACAUUUUAGAGCAUUACUCCAAGAAUUGCGACCUCAUGGUUGGUAGCCAGGGGUUCAUCACUCAACUCAAGGAGGAAAAAUUUGAUCUGGUCUUGGUGGAUCCCAAUGAGAUGUGUGGUUUUGUGAUAGGUCAUCUUUUAGAAGUGAAAUAUGCCGUGUUUUCUACUGGUCUCUGGUACCCAGCAGAGGUUGGAGCUCCAACUCCUCUCGCCUACGUGCCGGAGUUUAACUCUCUCCUUACGGACAAAAUGAAUUUGUUUCAGCGAAUUACAAAUACUGCAGUGUACCUACUAUCGCGCUUUGGUGUGAAUUUUCUUUUCUUGCCAAAGUAUGAGCGAAUAAUGCAGAAAUACAACAUUGAACCGGAACGCUCCAUGUAUGAAUUGAUACAGGGUGCUAGCCUGUGGAUGCUGUGCACGGAUGUAGCCCUCGAGUUUCCUCGACCUACCUUGCCCAACGUUGUGUAUGUGGGAGGAAUAUUGACAAAGCCUGCCAGCCCUCUGCCAGAAGAUUUCAUGACCUGGGCAGAUGAUGCUGAGGAGGAAGGCUUUGUAUUGGUUUCAUUUGGUGCCGGUGUCAAAUAUCUGUCGGAUGAUGUUGCACACAAGCUAGCAGGAGCGUUGGCUCGACUACCUCAGAAGGUGGUGUGGAGAUAUUCUGGAAAGAAGCCCAGCAAUUUGGGCAAUAAUACAAGGCUUGUGGAAUGGAUGCCACAAAAUGACUUACUUGGUCACUCAAACAUAAAAGGCUUUCUUAGCCACGGGGGUCUGAAUGGUAUCUUUGAAGCGAUGUACCACGGGGUACCUGUAGUUGGAAUUCCCCUGUUUGGUGAUCAUUACGACACUAUGACUCGGGUCCAUGCAAAAGGUAUGGGCAUUUCAUUAAACUGGAAGACUAUGACUGAAGAUGAUCUAUACAACGCCAUGGUAACUGUGAUUAAAGAUCCACGAUACAAGCAACGGGCUGAACAGAUGUCUCAAAUUCACAGAGACCAGCCUGGGCAUCCUGUUAGUCGAACCGUCUACUGGAUAAACUACAUUCUCCGUUAUAGUGGAGCAGAGCAUCUUCGUGCUGCUGUUUAUAAUAUCCGGUUCUACCAAUACUUCCUGCUGGAUGCAGCGCUGCUUGUUUCACUGAGUGUUGUUGUAACAUACAAGAUAGGAUUGUGGAUAGUGAAGUUGAUUUCCAAAAGAUUUUCAUCCAAAGUACUGCAGGGUAAAACUAAUGGACAUUGCUACAAUGGUAUAGCAAACGGUAAACAUCGGAAGAAUGGUCACGUCAAACAUGAAAAAAAAGUGAAAUGAACACCUAUGCAGUAAUAUUGGGAAAGAUUUAACCAUUAACUAUAUUGUUGGUGUAAUACCACCUGUAACACAUUACUGACAGCAUUUAGGAAAAUAACUUAAAAGUUCACCAUUUAACCUCAUUUUGCCUAAAGUUCCACGUGCUGACAAAGGACCAUUAUUGAUGAGCACAAUUUAAAAUGCAAUACUGUAUAUCUGAUUCUUCGCAUUCCUGCACAAAUUACUUUGGCACUGAAACUGUAAGGGCCUUAAUUCUUAAAAUGUUUUAUUAUGAAUUUUUAUAAAUUGUUUUGUGAUUUACUAAAGUGUGCUGGGUGCCCCAGUUUAAAAAAAAGAAAAACGAAGAUGAUUAAGGGUUUGAUACUUGGAUACUUUUUUUUGUUUUAGUGUUGGUAGAAAGAUUGUUAGCUGAGGGCUGUAGUAAAUAGUAUAUUACAUAUUAUAUUAUAAGUUAAAUAUUUAAUUGUGGUGUUGGUACAGUCAAUUAUUUGACUCAGGUGAAAAAGUUUCACCUGGCGCAAUGAGUCUUUUUUAAUGGAAAUCCUUUUGGCUGGCUGUCCAGAUUUAUUCAAGGGUCUGCACGGUGUUUCCCCACCAUUUUUGUGAUUUUUUUUNAAUGGAUUGGGCACACAUCCAGGUUUCCCUUACAUAUACAAAUGCUUCACAGAAUCAAAGUCAGCAACCAGUUUUAUAGUUGUGAAAUGCAAAGAAGUAAUGUUUGGUAAUUACCCAAGUGCAGUUUCAUUGAAGUUGUUUUCCAAAGAUAACCUUACCUGUUCAAGUGGUUCAUGAGAAGGAAGACAAGUUUAUUGUGUACCUUCGAAGCUGUGCAUUGUUAGUCUUUGUUAUAAUUUGCAAAUAUGGGAAAUUUAUAUUGUUUACAACAAAUAGCAGCAUAUUUGUAUAGGUACUUUUUUAACUUUAAGCAGUGUGUCCAAGAAAUCAGUAAAGAUACUCUGCAAAUUCAAUUUUAAAAAUAUGGCAUCAGUGAUUGGUAACUGAUUUUUCCACAUCACACUUUACUGAAGUUUAGAUUUUUACUACAGUGUAAAUUUUCAUAGUUCACUUACAUAUUGAUUCCAGUUGAGAUGCGCACCAAUAACUCGAUUGUCCAACAUAAGCCAAUCUGUCAAUGAUUGAACAAAUCUCAUCAGAAUUUUAACUUACUGCAUAGAUGUAAGGAAUGUUGCAGGUCAUCAGGCUGUUCAAUGGAUGGACACAAUCGAUAUAUGAAAAAGAUAGAAUUAUUGAUCCUGUUACUACUUUCCUGAUUUGUUCCACUUUAUUGGCCUGCUGAUGGAUGCACAGAGGCUGCGAACAUGAGAUUGGUUCAUGUUUGUCUGGGCUAUGAUAUCACUAACUCCUAAAUGUUGUUGCCCAUCACUUGCCAAAGUACUUGUUGCAUGGCCUUUAUAUAUUUCCAUCAGAAUGUGGGUGAACAGUGUCAGCUGUUACUGAUGAUUUGAACCCUGUCUCAUCUUGGAAGUUUCUUGUUUUUGAGAAUGCUUGGGGCACACAAUGCACUCCGUUUUGUAGCUAUUCUACUUAUAGUAGCCCAGUGCUGCUUCCCUAUAUCUUUGUCAUAGUUGGUCUACAGUGUGACAUUGUGUUUACUUACAAUAUGUACUAGCCCUGCUGUGAGUGUAGAUUUUCUUUAUUUAUUACAAUACGAUUAGAGUUCAUGUAGUUGACAAAUUAACUCAGAGCUUCUCAUAUCCAAUAUUACUGUGGUCUCUUGAGUUUUGACUAGGUUAUGUACCCAUAUAAAGAUUCUAUCUUUAUCUGUUUCUAUCCCACUUGGAGCCACAGUUGGUCACCGAAUGUAGGAAAUUGGACGGAUUUAUGAACACUUUUUUAAAAAAUGUAAUGCUUGAACGAAGAAAGUUUAAUGUAAAUAAGUUUAUGUUGCUUUCAUUUCUGUUCAAAGUACUGUGCAAUGCUGCCAUGAAGUGACCAUAGAGAAAGCAGUCAACUGCUUCAUGAGGCAAUGAGUAGUGGGGUGUUAACUGUGUGGUAUUAACACAUAUACUAUAUGGAGAGAUCUUUUGAUUUGUUUUAAUAUUUGUUUUGCAGUAAAAUAACAGCAGAUACAAUGUCUUCAAGCUGUAGCAUAGUUGGGGUAAAGCUGUGAAAAAGCCAAGCAAUAAGCACUGAUUACACACUGGCCUGGAACUCUUCUUUUUUUAAUAUAUAUAUGUAAAAUGUAAAUGUCUAAUUCCAGCUACAGUUUUAAAUACAUACACUGUCAUCUGUUAUUGCAAAAAAAAAGUUAAAUAAAUGUAAAACAUUCUGGUAGUUGUGUAUACACUUCAUAAUUACUAUAAAUGAAUGUGUACAUUGUAUGUUCCAUUUCAUGUGACAAAUAUAUUUGUGCAA